GGUCCCCGGGGCCCCGCAGCUGGCGGCGCCCAGCCCUUGGCUGGGCAUUCCUUGGCCCGCAUGGGGCGGCAGUGGGGCAAGGCCCGGUGCGGCGGGGCCUGGCCUUAGCGAGGCCGCGGUGACUGGAGCAGCCGCCCCGCAGCGGCACCGAGCCCCGGGAGCGGAGCCGGGACCCAGCCCCUGCUCACGGUGCUGCUGAGCCCAGAUGUUUCCCGCUGGGCUCUGGCUCUAGGAUGUUGGAGAACCGAGAGGAAGAGCUGACCACGGUGCGUGUUCAGGACCCCCGGGUGCAGAACGAAGGCUCCUGGAACUCCUAUGUGGAUUAUAAAAUCUUCCUCCAUACCAACAGCAAGGCCUUUACUGCCAAGACCUCAUGUGUGCGGCGCCGGUACCGUGAAUUUGUGUGGCUGAGGAGGCAGCUCCAGAAGAAUGCUGGCUUGGUGCCUGUCCCAGAGCUGCCUGGGAAAUCCACCUUCUUUGUGGGCAGCACAGAUGAGUUCAUCGAGAAGCGGAGACAGGGGCUGCAGCAGUUCCUGGAGAAGGUUGUGCAGAAUGUGGUCCUCCUCUCCGACAGCCGGCUGCACCUUUUCCUGCAGAGCCAGCUCUCAAUACCCGAGAUAGAGGCGUGCGUGCAAGGCCAGGGCUCGCAGACAGUGACAGAAGCCAUCCUGCACUAUGCCAUGUCCAACUGCGGCUGGGUGCAGGAGGAAGAGAGCCGCCCCGCGCUGCUGCCGGGAGGGGACCUGCACGGCAGCUGUGCCGGCCUGGGAAGCCCGCAGGGGCCGAGCUGCCUAGAGACCUUCCCGCACUGGAGCGACUUUGGCAUGGAUGACAUCCACUCGGACAGUCCGGAUGAGCCAGCUGAGCCCUUGGGCGGACGUCGUGAGAUGCAGUAAACAGCUCUAGCGACCUCGCCUGCCUUCCCCAGGACCUGCAGCCCUCGCUGGAAGAGGGACCGCUGCUGAGCCGAAGGGAUGUCCAGGCUGGUGGGACUGGGAUUGCACUGGGAACAUGGCCUUGUCCAGGACUCUGUGGUGUCUGGGGCUCACAUGUUCUCUCUCUGUUGACUCUUGACUGUCCUUGAUGCCCCAGGCAGUGUGUUUGUAUCGCUCCUCUCUUGGAGAGGAUAUCUGGUGGUUAGUGAAACCUGUGUUUGUUGUUCCCAUGGCCUUUGCUCUCUGACUGGAGCAGAGUUUAGUUAGGUGGCAGUGCCAGCGAGGCUCUGUGUUCUUGGCAUGUCCCUGGCCCCGGGUAGGGUGGGAUACACUGGCUCACGUUCAGCACGACGGAGGAAGGCUUCCCUUGGUGGGAGCAGGGGCUGGCUGCUGCCCAGCAGGUCUCUUCAGUUUAGUCCCCCGUGUUGCCCUCUGUGCUGCAGGCAGGGGAGGCUGUGUCUCCCUGGGAAUGGCUGCCCUGGGCAGCUCCUGGGGAGGGUGGUCUCAGCUGCGCAGAGCCAGAGCCCAUGCAUGGGGUGCAGAUAACGUAUCUACACCUGGGGCCUCCUGGCACAGCUCACCCCGCAGGCUGCCUGCAGCUGGGAUGAAAAGCCAUGAGCUUCCCCCCGGGAGCAUGGGAACAAGUCGAUGGGGAUGUGGAGGGGGGCAGUUUGUCUCCCCUGCCCUUUUGAGUGGGGUGCUCCUUCCUUGCACACCUAUUGCCAAGCACAAGCAAAGCAGGGAAUGGGGGGCCUCACAGCCAGGAUGUAGUUUGCUCAGAAAGAAGGAGCAUGUAGCUGCCUCUCGGUCGGUGUCCGGCAGCGCUUGGGCUCUGGCUAUUCCUGACGCCUCUCCCUGUGCUCUCCUGCACCUUUUCCUCCCACCCUCAGCACUGGUGAAGGCAGAGCCGACGUGCUCUGACUUGAAAUAAAAAUGAAGUAGAAGAGA
Molecule: messenger RNA, 1883 nt
Organism: Phalacrocorax carbo (great cormorant)
Lineage: Eukaryota; Metazoa; Chordata; Aves; Suliformes; Phalacrocoracidae
Source: RefSeq, a predicted model, not a curated record